AUGACAAUGCAGACAAAAACACAGCUUGAGAUCACAGAUAAAAUCGCCAAGCCUGCUAUUGAGCCUAAGUCCCCCUUUAGCCCUGUUAAAAAUACUCAAGAGCUGGGCAAGUCUAAGAGGAAAGGUAAAGGGAAAAAGCAUGCUGAAGCCCAGUUAUCUGAAACCAUAAACACUGAGCCUGCUUUGUUGCCGGAAGCAGAAGCCCUGCCAUCUACCAAGGACACUGAACCAACCAAGGAUACUGUGAGGGACGACUACAUGGUGACCCCAGAAGUGACAAAAAGCAAUGCUCAACCAAAGAUUGCUGUUGAAAGAUUGCAUCGUGAGGAAACUGUGCAGGCAGCAGCUGUGCUCCCUAAGGCCCCAGUAGACAAAAGAGAGGUGGAGCCGGCUCUGCCCCGUGCUGAAAAACACAUGCAGGGAGCUCCAAAGGCAGAAACAUCCUCAACAGAGAAGGGAGAGAGCGGAGAGUUAGCGUCACAGGCCCCAGCGCUCCCAACAGCACGAGCAGCUGCAGCUCAGCAGCAGGACAGCCCCCUCCGCCCGCACCCAGAGCCUCCCAGAGUUGCACAACAGCAGUGGACAAGUCAGGCAGCAGAGCGCAGCACAGAGGAAGGGCACGCUGGUUCAAAGCCGCUGCCGCAGACUCCAGGCGCGAAGAAGAAAUUGGUGAAGGACACACCCUCUGUCACCACCACACCUGCCGUUUCUGAUAUUCACUCUGUGUCCUGUGAAACAGACGAAUUGAACAUGAGGAGGAAAAUAGUGGUAGUGGAGGAGAUAGUUGAGGUGAAACGGAUAGUUAGUCCAGAGGCUGGAGCAGGGGGACAGUCGCCUCUGCCACCUGUGACACAAGAGGACGAAGAGGAUGAGCUGGACAUGGAUGUCUUGGAGGAGAUUGCGAUUGAGAGGUCACUGUUGCAGGCUGUACCAGGAGCUGCUGAAGGGGAAUGGGACCACUCGCUUAUGGAGCCAGACGACAAGACGUUUAACUUCGUAGAAGAUGAACGGGACAGCGUACAAAAGAAGACCUUCACAAAAUGGGUCAACAAACACUUGAUAAAUGCUCAACGCCAUGUGACCGAUCUCUAUGAAGACCUCCGGGAUGGGCAUAACCUGAUCUCCCUGCUGGAAGUCCUCUCUGGGGAUACACUGCCCAGAGAGAAAGGCCGCAUGCGAUUCCACAAACUACAGAAUGUACAGAUAGCACUGGACUUCCUCCGACACAGACAGGUCAAGCUCGUCAACAUCCGAAAUGAUGACAUCGCAGACGGAAACCCUAAACUCACUCUGGGGUUAAUAUGGACCAUCAUCCUUCACUUCCAGAUCUCAGACAUUCAGAUAAAUGGCCAGUCAGAGGACAUGACGGCCAAGGAGAAGCUGCUCCUCUGGUCCCAGAGGAUGACAGACGACUACCAGGGAAUCCGCUGUGCCAACUUCACCACCAGCUGGAGGGACGGGAAACUGUUCAACGCUGUCAUCCACAAGCACCACCCAAGACUUAUCGAUAUGGGCCAAGUGUACAGGCAAAGCAACCUGGAAAACCUGGAGCAGGCGUUUGGGGUGGCAGAGCGUGACCUGGGAGUCACCCGCCUUCUGGAUCCAGAAGAUGUUGAUGUGGCUCACCCUGAUGAGAAGUCCAUCAUUACAUAUGUCUCAUCCCUGUACGACGUCAUGCCACGCAUUGAUGUCACCGAUGGAGCCAGAGCUAAUAACUUGGAGCUUCGCUGGCAGGAGUACUACGAGCUGGUGACACUUCUGCUGCAGUGGAUCCGGCAUCAUGUUGUCAUCUUUGGGGAAAAGAAGUUUCCCACCAGCUAUGAGGAGGUCGAGCUUUUGUGGCGCCAGUUCCUUAAAUUCAAGGAGACAGAAUUGCCAGUAAAGGAAGGUGACAAGAACCACUCAAAACAAAUCUACCAGACUUUUGAGAGUGCAGUGCAUUCUGGUCAGGUGAAGGUCCCACCAGGCUACCAUCCCAUUGAUGUGGAGAAGGAAUGGGGCAGGCUGCAUGUCGCCAUUCUUGAGAGGGAACGUCUGCUGAGAAUAGAGUUUGAAAGACUUGAACGACUCCAGAGGAUUUUCAACAAAAUCCAAAUGGAAUCGGGUGUUACCGAUGAUCAGCUCAGUCAUCUGGAGGCCCUUCUGCAAACUGACAUUCACCUGCUGAAUGCAGGGAAGCCAGCUCAACACACAGCAGAAGUGGGGAGGGAGCUGGACAAGGCAGAUAACAUGAUCCGCCUGCUUUUCAAUGACGUCCAGUUUCUUAAAGAUGGACACCACCCUCAGGCCGAACAGAUGUACCGCAGAGUAUACCGGAUACACGAGAGGUUGGUUAACUUGCGCAGUGACUACAACCUUCGUCUAAAGGCUCCUCAGACUACAGUGAUACAGAAAGUCCAGCAGAACACUUCAAAGGUGCGCCCAGAACUGGAUGAUGUCACUUUGCGUUACGUCCAGGACCUUUUGGCCUGGGUGGAGGAGAACCAGCACCGCAUCGAUGAGGGAGAGUGGGGCUCAGACCAGCCCUCUGUGGAGUCCCAGCUGGGCAGCCAUCGCGGCCUGCACCAAACUGUGGAAGAUUUCAAGGCUAAGAUUGAGCGAGCCAAGACAGAUGAGAAUCAACUAUCUCCCAUUAGCAAAGGCACAUAUAAAGACUACCUGGGUAAACUGGACCUGCAAUAUGGAAAACUACUGAACUCUUCAAAGUCUCGUCUGAGAAACUUGGAAUCACUUCAUGCAUUUGUCAGUGCUGCUACAAAAGAACUGAUGUGGCUUAAUGACAAAGAGGAAGAGGAGGUCAACUACGACUGGAGCGACAAGAACACAAAUAUGACCGCUAAGAAAGACAACUACUCUGGUCUUAUGCGAGAGCUGGAACAUAGGGAGAAGAAGGUCAAUGAUAUCCAGAUCAUGGGUGACAAACUUGUUCGAGAUGUUCAUCCUGGCAAAAAGACCGUUGAGGCGUUCACAGCUGCUCUGCAGACUCAGUGGAGCUGGAUUCUUCAACUGUGCUGUUGCACUGAGGCUCACCUAAAGGAAAACACUGCUUACUAUCAGUUCUUUGCUGAUGUAAAGGAGGCCCAGGACAAGAUUACAAAAACGCAAGACACCAUGAAAAAGAAGUACAGCUGUGAUCGCAACACAACAGCCACGCGCCUGGAGGAUCUGCUGCAGGAUGCGGUGGAAGAGCGAGAACAGCUGAAUGAACUGAAGACUAUGAUAACUGGCCUCAACAAGAGAGCUAAGACCGUCAUCCAGCUGAAGCCACGGAACCCCACUACUGCUAUCAAAGGAAAACUGCCCAUUCAGGCUGUGUGUGACUUCAAGCAACAGGAGAUCACCGUGCACAAAGGAGACGAGUGUGCUCUACUUAACAACUCGCAGCCUUUCAAGUGGAAGGUGCUUAACCGGACCGGAAACGAGUCUAUGGUCCCCUCUGUCUGCUUCAUGGUCCCUCCCAUCAACAAGGAAGCUCUGGACAGCAUUAGCAGUCUGGACGGAGGGCAGCAGCAGAUGGUGUUAAUGUGGCAGAAAUUCUACAUUGACAUGAAGAGUCUGUUGUCGUGGCAAUAUCUGAUGAAAGACUUCACACAGAUUAACACGUGGAACAUUACUAUGUUGAAGUCCAUGAAGCCAGAAGAGUACAGGCUGGUGAUGAGGAACCUGGAGCUGCACUACCAGGACUUUAAGAAGGACAGCCAGGACUCUGAGAUGUUUAAACCCAAUGACCGCAAGCAAGUGGAUCAGGAUUACAACAAGGCAACUCAACAUUUCGAGAACCUCCUUCACUCUAUGGAGAAAGGUCAACAGGAUGAGACGUUGUGUAAGAACUACAUCUCUGAGCUGAAGGACCUGCGCGUGAACAUUGAAGAUUGUGAGAACAGCACUGUCGGCCGAAUCCGAAAACCUGUGGAAGCAGAACCUCUGAAGGAUUGUCUCCAGAAGAAUAUUGAGCAGAAGAAAGUGCAUGUGAUACUGGAGGGGCUCAAGAAGGACUUGGAUAAAGUCUCCGUGAAGACGCAACAGGUGUUGAACUCCCCACAGCCCUCGGCUCCUGUCCUCCGCUCAGAGCUGGACCUCACAGUCCAGAAAAUGGACCACACCCACAUGCUCUCUUCUGUCUACCUCGAGAAACUGAAGACAGUGGAAAUGGUGAUCCGUAACACCCAGGGCGCCGAAGGAGUUAUCAAGCAAUAUGAGGACUGCCUGCGUGAGGUUCACACUGUUCCCAGUGACGUCAAAGAAGUGGAGUCUUAUAGAGCCAAGCUUAAGAAAAUGCGAACUGAAGCAGAGGCUGAACAGCCAGUAUUUGAUUCUCUGGAUGAGGAGUUAAAGAAAGCUUCAGGUGUGAGUGACAAGAUGUCUCGCGUGCACAGUGAGCGAGAUGUGGAGCUGGACCACUACCGUCAGCUCUUAUCCAACCUGCAAGAACGCUGGAAAGCUGUUUUCACCCAGAUCGACCUUCGUCAGAGGGACCUCGAGCAGCUGGGCCGCCAACUUGGCUACUACAGGGAAAACUAUGACUGGCUCAUCCACUGGAUCAAUGACGCCAAGUUAAGACAAGAGAGAAUACAAACUAUCCCGAUCACAGACACAAAAACCAUGAGAGAACAGCUGACUCAGGAGAAGAAACUACUCGAAGAAAUCGAGAAUAACAAAGACAAAGUAGAUGAAUGUCAAAAAUAUGCCAAAUCCUACAUUGAUGCAAUAAAAGAUUAUGAACUUCAAUUAGUUGCCUACAAAGCACAAGUGGAACCUCUUACAUCUUCCCCCUUGAAGAAAACCAAACUUGAUUCUGCCUCAGAUAAUAUUAUUCAAGAGUAUGUAACACUACGUACACGAUAUAGUGAACUGAUGACUCUGACUAGUCAGUACAUUAAGUUCCUGAAUGACACAGAGCGUCGCCUUGACAACGAGGAGAAAGCUGCAGAGAAAAUCAAAGCAGAAGAAAAGAAAAAAAUGGCCGAGAUGCAGGCUGAACUAGACAAACAGAGACAGUUAGCUGAUGGUCAUGCAAAAGCCAUUGCAAAAGCAGAAAAGGAGGCCAAAGAGCUGAAACUUAGAAUGCAGGAAGAAGUAAGCAAAAGAGAAAUUGCUGCUGUAGAUGCCCAAAGGCAAAAGUCCAACAUCCAGCUGGAACUCCAUGAGCUAAAAAAUCUCUCUGAGCAACAGAUCAAUGACAAAGCCCAACAGGUUGAAGAAGCUCUUCAAACUCGUGCCAAGAUUGAGGAUGAAAUACACCUAAUAAGAAUCCAACUGGAGACUACUGUAAAACAAAAGCUUGUAGCAGAAUCUGAGCUUCAACAACUACGUGACAAAGCUGAUGCAGCUGAAAAACUCAGAAAGGCCGCUCAAGAUGAGGCAGAGAAACUACGCAAACAAGUCAAUGAAGAAACCUUAAAGAAGCGGUUAGCAGAAGAAGAGCUAAAACGCAAAUCUGAUGCCGAAAAAGAGGCUGCACGGCAAAAGCAAAAAGCUCUGGAUGACCUUCAAAACCUCAAAAUGCAGGCGGAGGAGGCCGAGCGCAAAGUUAAACAAGCUGAGAUAGAAAAGGACAGACAAAUACAGGUGGCACAAGCAGUAGCCCAGAAAAGUGCUGCAACUGAACUCCAAAAUAAACAUCUGUCUUUUGUAGAAAAAACCUCAAAAUUGGAAGAAUCCCUAAAACAAGAGCAUGGCACAGUACUUCAACUACAACAGGAAGCAGCACGUCUUCAAAAACAACAAGAGGAGGCAGAAAAUGCAAGAGAAGUGGCUGAAAGAGAGCUUGAAAAAUGGCGCCAAAAAGCAAAUGAAGCUCUGCGAUUAAGACUUCAAGCUGAAGAAGAAGCCCACAAGAAGACCAUUGCACAGGAAGAAGCUGAGAAACAGAAGGAUGAUGCUGAGCGUGAGGCCAAGAAGAGGGCUAAAGCCGAAGAUUCCGCACUAAAGCAAAAAGAAAUGGCAGAGAAGGAGCUGGAUAGGCAAAGAAAUCUUGCUGAUAGCACUGCACAACAGAAACUUAAUGCUGAGCAAGAGUUGAUACGCCUCAGGGCCGACUAUGACAACGCUGAGCAACAAAGAUCUCUUCUUGAAGAUGAAUUAUACCGUUUGAAGAAUGAAGUCAUCCGGGCUGAGCAACAACGAAAACAACUUGAAGACGAGUUGGCUAAAGUUAGGAGCGAAAUGGAUGUGCUUAUUCAAAUGAAGUUCAAAGCUGAACAGGAGAGUAUGUCCAACACAGAGAAGAGCAAACAGCUUCUAGAGGACAAAGCUGCGAAGAUGAAAGAUCUAGCAGAUGAAGCAAGUCGGCUCAGAGCAAUUGCUGAAGAAGCCAAGCAACAAAGGCAGAUGGCUGAAGAAGAAGCGGCCCGUCAGAGAGCUGAAGCAGAAAGGAUACUUAAAGAAAAAUUGGCUGCAAUAAGUGAAGCUACUCGCCUCAAAACAGAAGCUGAAAUUGCCCUGAAAGAAAAAGAAGCAGAAAAUGAAAGAUUACGUCGCUCUGCUGAAGACGAAGCCUACCACAGGAAAGCUCUUGAGGAUCAGGCAAAUCUGCACAAAAAGGAGAUUGAAGAAAAGAUUAUCCUACUUAAAAAGUCAUCGGAUGCUGAAAUGGAACGACAAAAAACGCUAGUGGAUGAUACCCUCAAACAAAGGAGAAUUGUUGAAGAAGAAAUCCGAAUUCUCAAGCUCAACUUUGAAAAAGCCUCUUCUGGAAAACUUGAUCUUGAACUUGAACUAAACAAACUGAAAAACAUUGCUGAUGAAACACAACAGAGCAAACUCAGGGCUGAAGAGGAGGCAGAAAAACUAAGGAAGUUUGCCUUAGAAGAAGAAAAACGGAGAAAAGAGGCUGAAGAAAGGGUGAAGAUAAUUUCGGCUGCUGAGAAGGAGGCAGCCAGGCAGAAAAAGGCAGCUGUAGAAGAACUGGAUAGGCUCAAAAAGAAAGCUGAAGAAGCCAGAAAGCAAAAAGAUGAAGCUGAUCAAGAAGCUGAAAAUCAACUUGUUGCGGCACAGCAAGCAGCACUUAAAUGUAGUGCAGCUGAGUAUCAAGUCCAGGUGGUUCUUGCUCAACAGAAAGAAGAUGGUGCCAUGCAGAAAAAGCUGAAAGAGGAGUAUGAAAAAGCAAAAGCUUUGGCAAAAGAAGCAGCAGCAGCUAAAGAAAAGGCAGAACAGGAGGCAGCCUUGUUCCGCCAACAAGCAGAGGAGGCAGAGAGGCAGAAAGCUGCGGCUGAACAAGAAGCUGCAAACCAAGCCAAAGCACAAGAAAACGCUGAGAGACUGAGAAAAGAGGCAGAGUUUGAAGCUGCUAAACGGGCACAAGCAGAAGCCUCCGCACUAAAGCAAAAGCAACAAGCUGACGCAGACAUGGCCAAGCACAAGAAAUUGGCUGAACAAACUUUAAAGCAAAAGUUUGGGGUUGAGCAAGAGCUUACGAAGGUGAAACUUAAACUAGAUGAAACUGACAAACAGAAAUCUCUCCUUGAUGACGAACUUCAGCGCUUAAAGGAUGAGGUGGAUGAUGCCGUGAAACAGAGGUCCCAAGUAGAGGAGGAGCUUUUCAAAGUCAAAGUUCAAAUGGAGGAACUAAUUAAACUGAAACUAAGGAUUGAAGAGGAAAAUCAGCGCCUCAUUAAAAAGGACAAAGACAAUACUCAAACGUUCCUUGCUGAAGAGGCUGAACAUAUGAAGAAGCUGGCUGAAGAUGCUGCUAGACUAAGUGUAGAAGCACAAGAGACGGCCCGUCUGAGACAAAUCGCAGAGGACGAUCUUAAUCAACAACGAGCCUUGGCAGAAAAAAUGCAUAAUGAGAAAAUGCACGCAAUUCAAGAAGCUUCUAGACUCAAGGCUGAAGCAGAGAUGCUACAAAGACAAAAAGACCUCGCACAGGAGCAAGCUCAAAAAUUACUGGAGGAUAAACAACUCAUGCAGCAGCGUCUGAAUGAGGAAACCGAGGAGUAUCAAAAAUCUCUUGAAGCUGAGAGGAGAAGACAAUUAGAAAUUUUAGCAGAAGCAGAAAAACUCAAACUACAAGUUUCUCAGCUUAGUGAAGCCCAGGCCAGAGCUGAGGACGAAGCCAAAAAGUUCAAGAAACAAGCAGACUCAAUUGCUUCCCGCCUUCAUGAGACCGAAAUAACUACAAAAGAAAAAAAUACAGCUGUGGAAAAACUGGAAAAUGACAAAUUAAACUCGAACAGAGAAUCGGAUGAUUUACGCAAAGCAAUCGCAGGCCUAGAGAAGGACAAGGCUAGACUCAAAAAGGAGGCAGAGGAACUUCAAAAUAAGUCUAAAGAGAUGGCGGAUGCACAGCAGAAACAAAUAGAGAAUGAAAAGACAAUGCUCCAGCAGUCCUUCUUAACAGAAAAGGAGAUGCUCUUGAAAAAGGAAAAGCAGAUUGAAGAUGAGAAAAAGAGACUUGAGAGUCAGUUUGAGGAAGAGGUCAGAAAAGCCCAAGCUCUCAAAGAUGAACAGGAACGCCAGAAGAAACAAAUGGAGGAGGAAAAGAAGAAACUUGAGGAGAACAUGACUACUGCCCUUAACAAGCAGAAAGAGGCAGAGUUAGAAAUGCUUAACAAACAGAAAGAAAUGCAGGAGCUAGAGAAGAACAGACUGGAGCAAGAAAGAAAACUUGCUGAGGAAAACCAGAAACUGAGAGAGAAACUUCAGCAGAUGGAGGAUGCACAAAAGGAGCAGCCAAAUAUUGAAACUAUAACAAUGGUCGAAGCUCCAAGAACAGUCCUCAAUGGUCAAAAUGCCACAGAUCGUCGUAUCGUUAUUGUGGACCCAGCCACUGGUAAAGAGAUGACUGUCUAUGAGGCGUACAAGCGGGGGCUUAUUGACCAUCAGACCUACUUGGAGCUUGCAGAGCAGGAGUGUGAAUGGGAGGAAAUCACAACGACCUCUUCAGAUGAUGUGCGUCCUGUAAUUGAAAAGACUACUUUUAGAUUUCAUUUUUUGAAGCUGGACACUCAGAUGGCACGGUCAAACAGUCCCCAUCGUCACAAUGUCCUAAUCCAGAUUUGCCACUGA
Molecule: messenger RNA, 9009 nt
Organism: Knipowitschia caucasica
Lineage: Eukaryota; Metazoa; Chordata; Actinopteri; Gobiiformes; Gobiidae
Source: the annotation of a GenBank genome assembly